AUGCCCUUAUCAGAACCACGUCACAUUAAAAAACCCCGAUUAUCGCUCAGUUGCAUUGUCUGUCGACGGCGCAAGGUUCGUUGCGGUCGCGAACAGCCAGAAUGUGCCAACUGCGUACGCAUGAAAGAGAAUUGUGUCUACAGGGCAAUGGUCCGUGACGAGUCCACCGGCCGUGUACGACCAGUAUCCCCCAGAGAUGGCAGGGACUCCGAUGCUCGCCCAGAUCUUCCUUGGCCCUGUUGGGGCCAAGACGCCAAUGCGCCGUAUCUGGAGAAACCGUCGAGACCUCCUUCUCCUCAAUUAUCCAAUGCCAGUCCUUCCCCACAUCGACAGGAGCUCUAUCCAACAGUCCCUUCAUGGGAAGAGGCCAUUCAGCUUCCCCGUGAUCGGGAUGCGAGCGGUCCUCAACUUAGAGGGAGCUCGACUACCCGGGAUGCCUCCCCUGUGCCAUCAACAAACUCCUUUCCCACCCUGAGCGACCCACUCUGUCGCGACUAUUUGAGUAUACGACGGGGUGGCCGCGUGCGAUAUAUCGGUCGGAAUUUCUGGGGUCUCGUUGCUGGAAAAGAAAACCUGAGCGAUGAUUUCUUUGACGAAAACCAGCAUACUCACCCCGAUCUGCCCCUCCCACAUAUUUCAUCUGUGGGCAUGUUUAAUCUCCUGCGGUCGCUACCCACCAAGCCCGUGAGUGAUGCCCUGCUCGAGAUCUUCUUCGUCGCCGUGUGGCCACUUGUUCCUCUCCUACACCCGCCUUCUCUCCAGACAGAAUACAAUGAGUUCUGGGAUUGGUGUCGGAACAGUGAGAGUGCUUUGCCCUCGGAAAAACUACGCGAUGACCCUACCUUUAUAUGCCUUCUCUUCGCGGUCCUAUAUUGUGGCGCAUCUGCCGCACCAGCAGCCAGCUGGAUGUAUACGAAGCUCCAGGGUCUACAGAAGGAAACGACAGUGAGCCAUCUCAAGUCGGCAUUUACAACUAGUCUCUCUUUAUGUCAGCAUCUGGAGCAUCCGACAUUACAUACAUUAGUUUCAACUUUGCUGACAGAGCCGUUCCUGGACCGACCAUUUGAGCCUAUGCGUAGUCUGGUCCAUGUGAGCACCACGGUGCGCAUUGCUCAGACUAUGGGUUUACAUCGAGAACGAACGUGGUCUGCGAUGAGUUGGCUUGAUAAAGAAAUCCGCCGUCGCAUCUGGUGGCACAUUGUUUGGCUCGAUGUGCAGUCGAGCCUCUCCACGGGGCUGACCCCCUGCUGCGGGAAGGAGGCCUUAGAGACCGUGAGCAUGGUUGACCACCAUGAAGAGCCUGGCGAGGUCCCUGCUGGACUUUCUCAAUGCAACGACUCUGUGACAGGUGGAAAGUCGGUGGCCAUGCUAUACGCUAUCGGACGCUUCCAGACGGCUAAUCUACAAGCGAGGAUCGUGGCGCACCUACAAAGCGCGCGGGGUCCAACUCAAGGGCAAUUUGGGGGGCUUAUCACCGAGGCAAAGGAGCUUCUGCAGAAUAUCGACACUAUCAUUGCGCGCGUUCCUACACAGGGGAUCCCUGAAAGGGGGUACAUCCCAUCCCGCCUGGCCAAUGCAUCUCCAUCCACACAUCCCUCGUUGUACAAAGAUGAUGCACGACAGCCAACCGUCUUUGCAGCAUGGACGCGAAUCAUGUUAACCUUGCUGAAAUCAGAAGUAGCCAUCUUAUUGCAGAAACCAUUUCUGCCAUCCCCAGAUAGGACGAAUGCGCAAUCACGCAAGUCAUGGACCAGCAUGGCGCAGCUUUGCGUGAAUUACUUGCGUAUCUAUUUGCAGCUGUAUCAAGCUCCUGCGUUCUCCCCAUACGCGUGGUUCUUCUGCAGCUACUAUGGGCCUCUUCAAUGCGUAUUCAUCACCCUUAUAUAUCUCCAUUCCUUUGAAGACUCUGAGGAUACCUUGCUGGCGCGAUAUUGUGUUGAUGAAGUUAUACAUCACUGUGUGGCUCAGUACCAAGCUCCAGAUAGCUCCUCGACAAAUACCAGCCCUGACGAUACUGAUUCCAACAACAGCAAGACACGGAUGCCAUUGGUCAUUCAGGUUCUCGCUGACCUCCAUAAACGCCUCGACUCGUCCCUCGGAGCUGAAGAGCGGCUCCCACUACCCUUGGAGCUACUCGAGUGUCAAGCCCACUUUCAUAUGUCGGGUCUUGCUACCAAGGCGUCCGAGCUAUGCACGACAUCCAUUCGACCCUCUUCCGAUGCAUCCUCCUCUACCACUCGUACGAACCGCAAUUGUGAAACCCCAUCUAUGACUACAGGACAUCCUCCCGUGGUUGCUGGUACCAAACCAGGCCCUCCAAACAGCGUCCUGGUGGCAGGAAGUGACUCGGGCUUAGAUAUGGAUUUCCUUGCUACAAUUUCGGAUCUAGAGGCCUGGUCCUCGUCAUUGAUUAUGGAACCCGACAACCUUUUGGCCCAUCCUGAUAAUAUAACACCCGAUAAUGCUGUAAUCUCAGGGUUAAGCGCGCACAGUACAGCAUCCGGUCGCCGUGACCUGCAUGAAUCACUCGAUUUCCCGGCGUAA
This is a messenger RNA of Penicillium coprophilum, 2544 nucleotides long. RefSeq names its product Transcription factor. Gene Ontology annotation, biological process: regulation of DNA-templated transcription; DNA-templated transcription. Bases 1 to 2544 code for a protein of 847 amino acids. Gene Ontology annotation, molecular function: zinc ion binding; DNA binding; DNA-binding transcription factor activity, RNA polymerase II-specific. The transcript has 3 exons. NCBI's taxonomy places the organism in Eukaryota, Fungi, Ascomycota, Eurotiomycetes, Eurotiales, Aspergillaceae. The record is from RefSeq and is a predicted model, not a curated record.